CUUUUGCGCAGCUGCUACUUCACCUCUGACGGAAAUUCUUUGCACUAAAAAUUCACUUUGUUAAUAAUAAAACAAUAAUAUCAACAGACUAGUCUAUUUCGAGAACGCGCUGCAUAAUUCAAAAACCGUGGGAGGAUAGGCGAAAAGCUAAAGAGUUGGAAAGCCAUUGCUUGCCACAUUUGCUGAGGCUUAGGCCUGCGAGAAAUCAAUAGCCGCUUGGGGUCGCUGGACGCUUAAUGUCCGCUGUAGAUAAAAAUGCCAAAUCGCAAGCGGGACUCGGACUCUGAAGAUUUGCAGUCGUUUCUCAUGAAUUUUCACAAGGAAAUUGAGGAUGGCAACUCCGAAGCCAGAAAUGCCAAGGAUUUAAAUGCUAAAGAUGUUGAUGAUGAGGAAAAAGAAGAAGAGAAUGAGGAGGAAGAUGAUGAUGAUAAGUACUUUAUUGACGACGAAGGCAAUUGCUAUAUCAAAACGACGCCAAAAAAGAAGCUCAAACUAACAAAUAAACUGAAGCCACCGGUAGUGUCGAAACCAGCAGCGAUAACUGUACGCAGUGCAACCCGAUCAAGCACCACAAAUGCCUCGAAAGCAAUUAAUCUGCGUCCAGUUAAGCCCAAACUGGAGUCGUCACCACAAAGAAACCAGAAAUCGGAACCGACGCCGCAACGCAGUCAGAAAGCCGAGCCGACGCCCAAAACAUCCCAAAAUAGGACUCGGAAUAAGACACCAUCGACACCAACGGCACCAGUCACUGCUCCAAAGGCUUAUUUACGUUCACAACGAAAAGCUGCAAAACCGGAAUCAAAAGCUGUCGAAUUGUUGGUGGAUAAUGAGGAGAUAAUUGAAGAGCUUGUAGAUGAUCCAAUGAUCGUUAAUGAGAAAGAGUCGGAUGUGAAUCAAACAAAAGAUUCCAUAACACUUGAUGAUUCAAUGUUGGGGAAGAACAGCAUAUGCGACGAUGAAGUCUUUGAGUUUGAGGAUAAUGCAGCCAACAUGUCUGCAAAGCCGGACGUGGACUUUGUGCUAUCCGGCAAAGAGUAUAAACUGAAAACAUUGCCCACACAGUCGGCUGAUUCGCAUAAAUACGCCUGCUCCCAUUGCAGCUAUACUACCAAUAAGAAAUUCCUGAUCUCACGUCAUGUGCGCUCCCAUGACGCCGAGCUGUCGUUCAAGUGCUCGAUCUGUGACCGUGGCUUCAAGUCGAACAUGGGACUGGUGAAUCAUCUGAACACACACAUGGGCAACAAGCCGCACAAGUGUAAGCAGUGCGAAAGCGCUUUCACAACCAGUGGAGAACUCAUACGCCAUACACGCUAUAAGCACACCAAGGAGAAGCCGCACAAAUGCACCGAAUGCAGCUAUGCCAGCGUCGAGCUGACCAAGCUGCGUCGCCACAUGACAUGCCAUACGGGAGAGCGACCGUAUCAGUGUCCACAUUGCACGUAUGCCUCUCAAGAUAUGUUUAAGCUGAAGCGUCACUUGGUCAUACACACGGGCGAGAAGAAAUACCAAUGUGACAUCUGCAAAUCGCGAUUCACACAAUCGAACUCGCUCAAGGCACACAAGCUAAUCCACAGCGUGGUCGACAAGCCAGUCUUCCAGUGCAGUCUCUGUCCCACGACAUGCGGUCGCAAAGCGGAUCUACGCACCCACAUGGCCAACAUGCACACCUCGGAUAAGCCCUUGGUGUGCAAGCGAUGCAAACAAGAGCUGCCCGAUCGCUAUCAGUACAAGCUACACGUGAAGUCACACGAGGGCGAGAAAUGCUAUCGUUGCACCCUUUGCAGCUAUGCCUCCGUGUCGCAGCGUCAUCUGGACUCGCAUAUGCGUAUACACACCGACACCAAGCCUUUCACGUGCGAUUUGUGUCCACAGGCAUUCCGGCAACAUCAAUUGCUACGCCGUCAUAAGAAUGUCAUGCACAAUGAACACUAUAAGCCGCCGGAGCCGCGAGAGAAGCUACACUCUUGCCCCAGCUGUCCACGUAUCUUUACCCAUAAGGGCAAUCUGAUGCGACACAUGGAGACCCAUGAUGAUACGCUUAAUGCACGCGAGGAGAAACUAAAGCUGAAACUGGGACGCAACGUUCGAUUACAGCCAGAUGGUAGCAUUGUCACUUUGGUGAAUAGCAAAGAAAUUGACAUUCUGGAAAAGAAUGAAGAUAUUUCCAUAGACUUGGAUGAGCAAUAUGAUAUCACGGAGCUCGAGCAGUUAGAGGACGAUGACGAGGACGACGAGAUACAAAGUGAAGAUAUUGUGGAGCCUAUGCCCAGUUCCACGCCAAGAACGAGAAACGCAUCCAAUACUGUCGUAAUAAGAGAGCGUUCACAGAGGACACAGAACAAGCCCAUCAUUAUUAAUCGCCAACUGAAAGUUCCUCGUGGUCAUCGGGGGGUAACAACUCAAGCUGGAACAUUUCGCAUUAAGGAGGAGCCGGAUGCUAAUGAAUUCACCGUGGAGCUUCAGGGUGAAGAUAAUCAGUUCAUGGUCGUCCAACUGGUCGACGAUGACAAUGAAGUCGUUGUCAAACGUGAGCCUAGCACCCAAAAGAUAACUGCCAACAAUUGUUUCGGCUUCGAGGAUGAUGCUGAUACUGUUUACGAGGAGUAUGAUGAGUCCGUGACCGAAGUAGAUGGCACAUCACAAGAGUUUAUGCACCUAAUGGACAUGAUUGAACAGGACACGUAGCUUAAAUGAAUCUAUCACUCUUGGUACAUAUUUGUAUUUAUAAAUGCAUAGAAUAUCCAGAUCAAAUAAAAAAUGUUUAUAAAAAAGUAA
This is a messenger RNA of Drosophila innubila, 2775 nucleotides long. RefSeq names its product transcriptional repressor CTCF (gene CTCF). Gene Ontology annotation, biological process: regulation of transcription by RNA polymerase II. The transcript is spliced from 4 exons. The record is from RefSeq and is a predicted model, not a curated record. Bases 256 to 2685 code for a protein of 809 amino acids. Gene Ontology annotation, cellular component: nucleus. Gene Ontology annotation, molecular function: RNA polymerase II cis-regulatory region sequence-specific DNA binding; DNA-binding transcription factor activity. Lineage: Eukaryota; Metazoa; Arthropoda; Insecta; Diptera; Drosophilidae.